Messenger RNA from Esox lucius (northern pike), 925 nucleotides. RefSeq names its product histone H2A. Lineage: Eukaryota; Metazoa; Chordata; Actinopteri; Esociformes; Esocidae. Gene Ontology annotation, cellular component: nucleosome. Gene Ontology annotation, molecular function: structural constituent of chromatin; DNA binding; protein heterodimerization activity. The record is from RefSeq and is marked provisional.
GUAAAAGCAAGAAAGGAAGUCGCUGUUUUCUUGAAAGGGCCACUGUCCAUUUUUUUUAAUUAAAAUUGUAUCCAACUUAAUACCAUGUCUGGUAGAGGCAAAACUGGGGGAAAGGCUAGAGCUAAGGCAAAGUCACGUUCAUCUCGCGCCGGGCUUCAGUUCCCCGUAGGACGGGUCCACAGGUUACUGCGCAAAGGGAACUACGCGGAGCGUGUGGGUGCUGGAGCUCCAGUGUAUUUGGCUGCAGUUUUGGAAUAUCUAACGGCUGAGAUCCUCGAGCUGGCUGGCAACGCUGCAAGGGAUAACAAGAAGACAAGGAUCAUUCCCCGCCACCUUCAGCUGGCUGUCCGAAACGACGAGGAGCUCAACAAGCUUUUAGGUGGUGUCACCAUCGCGCAAGGAGGAGUAUUGCCAAACAUUCAGGCUGUUCUCCUACCCAAGAAGACUGAAAAGCCAGCAAAGAGCAAGUAACCAGCUUGAAAACAAUGUCACCACAGAAGCUGAGCUCAUUCAAGAGCCACACAAUUCUGUUUAGCCUCCUGUACAAUGCCAGCGUACCAAAUACAUAGGUAGGCUUGCAGACGGACAAUGCUUUGUGUUACUGGUUUCAACCAUGCAUAGCCUACCCACCGUCGUUUACCAUUUGGACAAUUUAUAUACGUGAAAAUGUCGUCGCCAUUGAAGUGAAAUUAUCGUUUACCAGUCGCCAUUGUGCUCUCCUGGAUCUGAACUACAGUAUGGUGGCGCAUUUGAGGGGGGGAGUUAAUAACACCAGAUAUUUAAUUGUAGAUCUUUAUCGACCAAUAUUGGGGCUGUUUUUAUUUAGCAUUGUGUUAAACUAUGUAGAUGCCAUCAGGCAUGUUUAUUUGUCUUUUGUUUAUUUCAAUAAAUGAUCUGUAGCCUUCUGGUACAGGGCACGCACAGU